This is a messenger RNA of Pyricularia grisea, 1075 nucleotides long. RefSeq lists its product as uncharacterized. The transcript is spliced from 2 exons. The record is from RefSeq and is a predicted model, not a curated record. Lineage: Eukaryota; Fungi; Ascomycota; Sordariomycetes; Magnaporthales; Pyriculariaceae. The coding region runs from base 456 to 920 and encodes 154 amino acids.
UAUGAAGUUUUCAAUCCUGCUUUCCGCUCUACCGCGUCCAGCGUGGCAAGGAAGUACUCGUGAAUGCGCCUAGGUGGAACCCCGGAGCGGCCGGUUCCCUUGCAAUACCCAACAAAGGAACAUCUAGGCAGCAUAGUGUGUCGCUCGGAACGCCAUUACGAGCACAGAUUGACCGGUUCGACAACACGAGACACGAGGCUAGUGGCAUAUUUGUGAUGCAACAUUGCUGCUGACAUGCUGUAUCGUAAUAUCGACAUCAAAAUCACCAAAUACAGGCUUAAGCAUGUCGGCGUCAAUCAUGUAUAAAUAUUCGUGCUUCGUCUCAUAACCAAGCAUUCGAUUCCAAGAAGACACCGCUAGACAAAAGCAUCCUCUUCUCGCCGGCCUCACGACUUCCAUCAUUCCUCAAGACUUCAACUCCCACCCUGUUGUAAGACCAUCGCCAGUCUAAUAAGAUGAAGUUCCUCACCCCUCUCGCCGCGCUUCUCAGCACCGCCUCGGCGGCCGCCAUCAGCCCGCGCCAGGCCCCUGAGUCGGUCACGGUCAAGGUCACCAACCUGCAAUGCCAGCCCCGUGGCACAACUUGCUUCCUCACCUUCGAGGUCCGCUCAAGCGCUUCCUCUCCACCUCUGAUCUGUACCGCCACAACCCAGGCCACCACCACCAUCCCGUCCGUUCCCAACGAGAGCUGCUCGGACCCCAACGCUGUCUUUUCCUUCACUGCUGAAGGCCCCAGCCGUCCCGCCUUCCUCUCCUUCACCUGGACGUCCGACUGGGCGAGAGGUGUGCAGAAGGUGCACGCGGCCCGCGCCUUUUCCACUGGAGACUUUUCCAGGGACCAGACUGGCACGCAGAGCUACGUGGGCCCCAGUGAGUUUGUCAUUUCCGGCGUUACCACGAGCUUGAUCAUCAGGCAGUGAUGAUUUUUUUGGAGUUUUUAUCCACAUCAGCUUUUGCGUGAUAUGGAUUGUACUCGGAUUUUCAGAUAUACUAGACUUAGGAUGGCUGGCCGGGAACACGAAAGGCAGUACAAUAGACAAUAAGCCCAUAGACUUAAUAAUUACUACUACUUCCA